AUGGCGCCAGAACCUUCCGACGAGGAUGUCUCCAACCUCUGCGCCAUCGCCGAUAUUAGCGAAGCGCAAUAUGGCAAGGUCGUGUUAAAUGCGCUGCGGAAUAGCAGCAACAACCAGAAUCAGGUCAUGAUGGAGAUCUUUGACGACUUGGAGGCCUUUGUCAGGAAAAACACGUGGGAUGAAUCUGCAUUUGGCGCGAGUCGCGAGGGCGAGACCAAUAGCGCUGGUAUUGCUUUCAACGUCGACGCACCCGAUAAUGCUGUCAUCCAGGGCGUCACGCCGCCCCCCGAAUCGAGCUACUGGCCCGGCAGCGGAGCUCCCUCGCGACCUCCUUCGAGAACGAACAACAAGUCGCCGCUUGGACCAAAUAGCUCCGCUCAGGAGGACGAAGACCUACAACGAGCCCUCGCCGAGUCGGCGAGAGAGUCGGGUGUCGCACCGCAAGAAAACGGAAUCAUGGACGGCAUCACCCCGACAUCUACAGCACACUUCGGUCCAGCGAACCGCAACGACUAUGAUCCGAGCAACUGGGCUAUGGUUCCUGCAGGUCCAGCUACGCGCACCCGAUCAGCGCUAGAUCCUGUACCAUCAAAGAGGCAAAGAGCAUCAGAAGCUCCUGCGUUUUUAGUGCAACAACCAAAUGCGCGGAACGCGGGUCACCGUCUGGGUGCGAUCUUAUCCAUCUUUCACGAGAUCCCGCUCUCUCGAAAUGUCCUGUUGCAGACUGGGCGCCCGGCAGAGAACUACGGUCACAACAAGGAGUGGUGGAAAGGCCAGGCCAUCUACCCCGCUCACCUGGCGGCAGCAAUGAAUCAGGGCCAACCGGUGCCCGACGACGCCAAGCCAGACUUCAACGAGGAAAUUCACCGUCUAAUGGCUUUUCUCGACGCGACGGAUCGCAGUUACGGGUCGGUCGAAGUAAUGGCGGACCUUCUCGAUGGAACCCAUGCCGGGCGCGAGAGGCAAUUCUUCGACGUUCUCAACGAAAGCAACGACCCGGAUGUCCUAAAGCCUCUCAUGCAUGAUGCACUGAGCAUGCUCGUCAAUACUUAUGAGGUUGUCGAGAGCGUCGACAGAUUCUCGUUCCUUGACUUUGAGCUUAGUGCACAUCAGUGGUCGCAAGUCGAGAGCUUCUAUGAUGUGUGGGAUUGCUUGGCUUGGGACGAGUCCAUGACAUGGCAAGAGAUUAAAGACGACACAAAGAUGACCGUCUUCAGAGAAAUGGGCGAGAUCAUGACGGUUUUGCUAGAUGGGGACUGCCCUGAUAUCAUUGACAUACCCGAAGCCUGGUACCCCGAGCGAUACUUAGAGGCAAGGAAGGAGGAUGCACGGGCGAUUCAGGAGCAGCUAGCCUGGGCACUCGCAAGGCUUUACGAUGCUACGGCGGUGGAGCACGAGUACAAGAACUGGGACGACCCGGUGACGCACAAACAGCACGACAGGCGCGAACUCCUGGUGCAGGCUGUUGAACAAUACGAAAGCUUCGUCAAGUACCUCACCGGUCUGGUGGAGUUCGAGGAUUUCGCACCACCAAACGAGGAGGUCAGCAAAUUGCUUCAGCUUGACACGCUGCCACCGCUUGCAACAGAGAAGGAGAAGGACAUGUUGGCCCAAUGCGAGCAGGUGCUCAUACGCUGUAAACACAAGCUCAGGGAGCUAGAUGCCAACAUGAACAAACUGAAUGCCGACCGCGAUUACCUCAAACAAUAUCGACGGUAUCUGAAUACACUCCUCACAGACCCUGAGCCGGAGGACGGCGGAGAGCCCAUUCCGUUUCACGGCAAGAAGUAUCUUCUUCGGGGUGUGGCUACUGGGCGAGACAUUAUGUACAUUUGUCGCAGAACUGAGCCUCAGUUGAUCGACCUUGAAGAGACUACACAGCCUCUGGAUCAGUGGUGGCGGCUCGCAUACGUGGCGGGUGAUGAACAACCAGUGCAAGCGGAGAAGGUUGAGUUUAGUGUCGUGAAGGAAAAGAUGCUGAAGGAGUCCAAAAACCCACUGCUGGUCUAUGCAACAGAAGAUGCGCUAAACACGCCACGAGUUUCCCUUUCGGACGAACUUCAGCGGUUUGUGCUGGCGGAAAACAAGAUUUUCCGUCAGGAACUGAGCCACGAAGCAGACGAAGACAACGAUGAGGACGUGCCGUUGAUCAACCCAAACAUCUCGCCUGUCUCGCCGUCCAAACGCAAGUACCGCGCAAACAGCGUCGACUCCAUGGACACCAACCGGGCAUCAUUGGGCAACAGCGAAACGAACUCUAGAGCGGGGGACUUUGACGACAUGGAUGCUUUCGGUAUGAUCAGCGGCGGCAUGGUCCACCACGCAGCGAACACGACAAGUUCAGCAGUACAGUCAGGAGGAUAUUCAGAUCUGAAAGGGCUUAGCAACCAGAGUCAAGACCAACUAUCAGCGACGCUUUCUCGCGAGUCAACGCAUUCAGCAGCCAGCCAAAACACAGCGCCUGCACUAUUCAGCCGCUCAUCCACCGGCCAAACCCUGCAGGAGACAGUAGACGCAGGAUCCAUCGACCAGCCGAUUGAACUCGAGGCGACGAACAACGAGAUCAAGCUGCCCGAGAUGCAGGAGCGCGGGGGCAGUGGAUCUCUCUUUGGCAGUAGACAUGCAUCAGCGAGUUCAGCAUCUGGCCGCCGUGACGCCGCGGCAGAGGCCAUGGAUGUGGAUGCGUCGUUCUCUAGGCAGCUUGACUAG
Verticillium nonalfalfae is the source of this 2709-nucleotide messenger RNA. RefSeq lists its product as uncharacterized. The record is from RefSeq and is a predicted model, not a curated record. NCBI's taxonomy places the organism in Eukaryota, Fungi, Ascomycota, Sordariomycetes, Glomerellales, Plectosphaerellaceae. Bases 1 to 2709 code for a protein of 902 amino acids. Gene Ontology annotation, cellular component: nucleus; cytosol. The transcript has 7 exons. Gene Ontology annotation, biological process: protein deubiquitination.